Molecule: messenger RNA, 1127 nt
Organism: Cucurbitaria berberidis CBS 394.84
Lineage: Eukaryota; Fungi; Ascomycota; Dothideomycetes; Pleosporales; Cucurbitariaceae
Exons: 1
Coding region: 102-914 (270 amino acids)
Source: RefSeq, a predicted model, not a curated record
CAUUCCUAAACAUAACCAUAUCUAGCAUCACCCCCAUUUUUCUGUCUUUACCAAGGUCUUAGAGGCGCUCUUGAUGUUGUGCUUUGGUAGCGGACCUUAACAUGCCUCAUUCAGUAUCAGCAAUCGCCUCACCGGCUUCUACAUCAUCCGAGAGCGCAUCUGGGCGACGCAAAUCUCGCGUUUCAGCUGAACAUACGUUGACCCGAGUACGAGAGAACCAAAGGAGACAUCGCGCACGACAGAGGGAUCAUGUCGCAACCCUCGAACAAAAACUCGCAGAAACCGAACAACUACUGACAGAGGCGAGAGCGGAAAUCGCCGCGCUCAAAGCGAAGCAAGCGGCCCCAAAUGCCGCCUACCAUCUCAACCUGCCCAGGACGCCGGAGAGUUCUGCCUUCAGCAAUGGAGACGCAAUUACUAUCGCGGACACAGAACCAAGCCCAAAUAAGCAUGCGGGGCAAACAUUGAUCCAACCAACUAGCGACCCACAAUUGGCGUACCCAGACAUAUCAGAUCUAUCCUUCCUAGGCGUCACCAUCUCCGGCUCACCUUCAAUCAUCACCGACAUCCUUUCCCUCUCUCCCUCUACAAUAACAACAACAGACUCUGCCAUGCUCAGCAGUGGCCCGCCCCCUUGCUGCUCUGAUACUCCCAGCUCACCACCUCCUGACGAGCCUACGGACCCGGAGUGCCCGACGUGCAAGACGCGCCCUCCGCCUGACCCGUCGGAGAGUACGACGCUGUGUGCGCAGGCGUAUGUUAUGAUAUCGCAGCAGAAUUUCCGCAGUUUGGAUCCGGAGACGAUUCGGCUUUGGCUGGCUCAGGGCUUGAGGAGGGCGCGGCGGGAGGGCGAAGGGUGUAGAGUGGAGAAUGGAGCGCUAUUGAGAUUGCUAGACUAUAUUAGCGGUAUGUAAGAAGGGAGUACAAUAUAGCUGAGGAUGGAUAGGUUUUUUGUAAGGAGUAUGGGCUUGGCGUCUUGUAGCGGGUUUAUGACAAAGGGGCCUUUUUACGAUAUAUUAAAGUGCUCCUGGAACUGAGAAUGCUGCUUUUUUACAGUGCUCCUGGAAUUGAGAAUGCUAGAUAUUCAUGGACUUUGUAUCAAGUAAUAAUGGUACAUGAUUGCGUGC